AAUUUAUAUCAUACAAGGUUACUAAAAAGAAACGAGAUAUUGUACAAGAUCAUGACCGUUAUGCCAGGGUGUACAAAAAGCUUCCAGAAGUCCACCAUGCACUGAAGUCUGUUCCAAAUUGUCAGUAUUGUGGGGCCAAACGGUUCCAAUUUGAGGGACCUGCAUUCUGUUGUAGGAAAGGAAAGGUGAAAAUAUGUACGCCAACAGUGUCAUACGAGUUGCGUCGGUUGUUUGUAAGCCAGAGUGAUGCGGACGCGAAAUAUUUCAGGGACCACAUACGAUAUUUCAACUCGCACUUCUCAAUGACAAGCCUUGGGGUUACUCUAGACUGAAGAUAUAGUACAGCAGCUGGAAUGGGUAUCUAUACAUUCCGUGUGCAUGGUCAAUUGUAUCACCGGUUGGAUCAGCUGGUGCCCGGUACGAAGGGUCCACGACAUUUGCAGCUUUACUUCUAUGAUACCGAUGAUACAAUGGCUCAUAGAGUUAAGAGAUCUUCAGAUCUUGAUAUAAAUCUCAUUCGAGCAAUUCUACGGAUACUUGAGCAGAAUCCAUACGUGCAGACCUUUAAAACAGUUGGUGCUGUCCCUAAUCUUGAUGAGUAUAAGAUUGAACUAAACACAGAUAUUGCAUUGGACCAGAGAAGGUACAAUGCCCCCACGGCUUCACAAGUGGCUGCAAUCUGGAUGGAAGGGAAUGAUCCACAAAAAUGUUUUGAUAGAAGUGUUAUUGUUUAUGGGAAAGCAGACAAGCCUCGAUAUAUUAGGGCAUAUCAUGGGUGCUAUGAUCCUUUGUCUUAUCCUUUAUUUUAUCCUGGAGGAGAAACAGGAUGGCAACGCAAUAUGCAGUAUGAAGGACCUGACAUAGUUGUUGUGACAAGCAACAGAGAUGAUCAAAAUGUUGACAACAAUGAUGAAAACAAUUGUGAGGAAGGUGGGGAUGAUGUUAGUGAGUCUACCAAAUAUCUAAGUGCAAGAGAAUACUAUUGUUACAAGCUGCAGAUUAGGGACGGGAUUUUUAACAUAUUGCUGUAUGGGCGACGGCUUCUCCAGCAAUGGGUUGUUGACAUAUACAUUAAGAUAGAGUCAAUGAGGCUUGAUUGGUACUCCAAACCAGAAAACCAAGUGCUUAUACGAGCUGACCUUUAUCAAGGGAUUCUUGACACCAUUGCUGCAGGAGAGGCGCGUGCUUCGGAGGUUGGUUUGAGAAUUGUGCUCCCCCGAACUUUUCCUGGAGGUGAUCGUGAUGUCCAAGCAAGGUUCCUUGAUGCAACGACUUUAGUCCAGCGGUAUGGGAAGCUUGAUUAUUUUAUAACGAUGACCUGCAACCCCUACUGGCAGGAGAUAACAAGUCAACUGUUUCCCGGACAGACGCCACAAGACCGGCCAGAACUUGUCGCAAGAGUUUAUAGGGCGAAGCUGCGAGAUAUGCACGACUUUUUGAUCAAGAAGAAACACUUUGGUGAAGUUGCAGCAUAUGCCCAUGUCACAGAGUUUCAGAAGAGGGGCCUUCCACAUGAGCAUUUCUUAUUGAUUAUGACAUCGAAAAGUAAGAUAACCACCCCAGAUGAUUAUGAUAAGGUUAUAUCUGCAGAAAUUCCUGACAAGGAUAAGUACCCUGUAUUGCAUGAUUUGGUCAUCAAGCACAUGCUGCAUGGACCAUGUGGUGCUCUUAACAAAAACUGCCCCUGUAUGAUAGAUGGUCAAUGUCGUUUCCGUUAUCCUCGACAGUUUUACGAUGCCACUCAGCAAGGAAUGGACUCAUACCCUAUAUACAGGAGAAGGGACGAUGGCAGUCGAGUACAGAUUAGAGGUUCUGAAUUGGAUAAUAGAUGGGUGGUCCCGUACAAUCUGGUACUGCUUAUGCGCUAUAACUGCCACAUUAAUGUCGAGAUUUUCUCAAGCAUCAAGGCAGUUAAAUACCUAUUCAAGUACAUUUAUAAAGGUAAUGACCGUGCGUCCUUCUCAGUCGACCAAAUGGAUAACAAUGGUGCAGUAAUCAAUGAGAUUAAAUAGUACAGGGAUGCAAGGUUCAUAACUCCUCCUGAGGCUGUGUAUAGAAUAUUUGGUUUCCCUUUGUAUGCUGCAUAUCCUUCAGUUUUGCAACUUCAACUGCACUUGCCUAACAUGCAUAUGGUAGCAUACAAGGCUACGGAUAAUCUGAAUAAUGUUGUCAGUCAGGAAAAGUCUAAAAGGUCGAUGCUUACAGAGUACUUCUACAUGAACCGUGCGGACCCUUUGGCACGACAAUGCUUAUACAGAGAAUUUCCUGAACACUUCCGGUGGCUCAAGGGUACCAAGCGCUGGCAGAGAAGAGUUAAGAGGCCACAGAUUGGAAGAAUUGUGUAUGCAAACCCUGCCGAAGGGGAGAGGUACUACUUGCGGGUGCUCCUGAACCAUGUGAGAGGAGCAACUUCGUUUGAGAAUCUUUGAACUGUUCAUGGAGUUACACACUCUAAUUUCAGAGAAGCAUGCGAGGCUAUAGGACUCGUAGAGACUGAUAAAUCCCUUGAUGAUUGCUUGACUGAGUCCGCGACCUUCCAGAUGCCUUGUGCUCUAAGAAGGCUUUUCGCAACAAUUAUAGUGUUUUGCGAGGCGACCAAUAUACGCGCCUUGUAUGAUAAGCAUUUUCAGUCAUUGUCUGAAGAUUACCAUCGCACCUACACUAAUGCUGGAACUGUUGAGCAAUUGGUGUUGAGAGACAUUGGGUAUAUUGUACAUUCCAUGGGUAAGGACAUUAGGAGCUAUGGCCUUCCCGAUCUGGAUGAAUCAGAUGAAAGUUCUGGCGACUACGUGAGAGAGGUGAUUGAGGAGAUGUCAGUGGGUGUGGACCAAGAACAUCUACAUAUUAUAGAUACUCUAAACAUGGAGCAGCGGGUAGCGUUCGAUGAAAUCAUGGAUCAUGUGGUCAACAGAAGGGGCAAUGUUUUCUUUGUCGAUGGUCCUGGAGGCACAGGGAAGACCUACUUGUACAAGGCAUUGCUUGCUAAGGUGCGCUCACUGGAACUAAUAGCAAUUGCAACUGCAACAUCUGGUAUAGCAGCGUCGAUCAUGCCCGGUGGACGCACUGCUCACUCAAGGUUUAAGAUCCCCAUCAAGCUUUCUGUUGACGGCAUGUGUAAUUUCACAAAACAGAGUGGUACCGCAGAGUUGCUUCGUAGGGCUUCGUUGAUAAUUUGGGACGAAGUUGCCAUGACAAAACGACAAGCUGUUGAGGCACUUGAUAGAUCACUACAAGAUAUAAUAGGAUGUUCUUUGCCGUUUGGUGGAAAGGUUAUGGUCUUUGGUGGAGAUUUUAGGCAGGUACUUCCUGUGGUGACGCGUGGUACAAGAGCACAGAUUACUGAUGCUACACUACAAAGAUCAUAUAUAUGGGAUAAUAUAGUGAAGAUACACCUCACUCGCAAUAUGAGGGAACAAAGUGACCCAUGGUUCUCGGAAUACCUCCUUAGAAUUGGCAAUGGCACUGAAAAGACCAUAUGUGAUGACUAUGUACGCCUCCCAGAUGAUAUUGUGAUAAGUUACAACACUGAAAACCCAGAUGAAUCAGUUGAUAGACUCAUUCAGUUUGUGUUUCCGGAUCUUCAUAAAAAUGCUACAUCAGCGUCUUAUACGAGCACGCGUGCUAUUCUAUCAACAAAGAAUGAUCAUGUGGAUGAGCUGAAUGCAAGGUUGAUUGAGAAGUUUCUAGGCAAAGAGAUGACGUACUAUAGCUACGAUUCUGUUGAUGAUGAUUCAUGCAACAACUACCCACUCGACUUUCUGAAUUCCAUCACACCAAAUGGUUUGCCCCCACAUAUGCUCAAGGUCAAAAUCAAUUGCCCGGUGAUCUUGCUUCGGAAUCUUGAUCCUCACAAUGGCUUGUGCAAUGGAACAAGGCUAAUGGUUAGAGCUUUCCAAAAAAAUGUAAUUGAUGCUGAGAUUAUUGGUGGUCAACAUGCUGGAAAAAGAGUUUUCAUACCUAGGAUCCCUCUAUGCCCCUCGGAGGACAUUUCACUUCCGUUCAAGUUUAAGCGGAAACAAUUUCCAGUUCGUCUUAGCUUUGCAAUGACCAUAAACAAAGCACAGGGCCAAACUAUCCCAAAUGUUGGUAUUUACCUUCCUGAGCCGGUGUUCUCGCAUGGCCAACUUUACGUUGCAUUGUUAAGGGGUGUGUCAAGACAG
This is a messenger RNA of Phragmites australis (common reed), 4160 nucleotides long. RefSeq lists its product as uncharacterized. Bases 354 to 2012 code for a protein of 552 amino acids. The transcript is spliced from 4 exons. Lineage: Eukaryota; Viridiplantae; Streptophyta; Magnoliopsida; Poales; Poaceae. The record is from RefSeq and is a predicted model, not a curated record.